Drosophila rhopaloa is the source of this 1368-nucleotide messenger RNA. Its product is annotated as nitric oxide synthase-interacting protein homolog. Lineage: Eukaryota; Metazoa; Arthropoda; Insecta; Diptera; Drosophilidae. The transcript is spliced from 3 exons. Gene Ontology annotation, molecular function: ubiquitin protein ligase activity. Gene Ontology annotation, cellular component: nucleus. The record is from RefSeq and is a predicted model, not a curated record. Bases 90 to 1028 code for a protein of 312 amino acids.
UCCAUUGGUGACGAAAGGGUCACACGCUCGAAGGUAAAUAAACCAUUUGGUGGCAUUUCUCUCAGCCGAAUCCUGCGAAAUCCCGUUAAAUGACGCGCCAUGCCCGCAACUGUACGGCCGGAGCCGUGUACACAUACAACGAGAAGAAGCGCGAUGCAGCGGAGUCCGGCUACGGGACGAAUGCGCAGCGCCUGGGCAAGGACUCGGUGAAGUCCUUCGACUGCUGCUCGCUGACGCUGCAGCCGUGCCGCCGGCCCGUAAUCACCAAGGACGGCUUCCUGUUCGACAAGGAGGCCAUCCUGCAGUACAUCGUGACCAAGAAGAACGAGUACAGCCGCCGGCUGAAGGAGUACGAGCGGCUGAGGCGCGCAGAGGAGGACCAACUGAGCCAGGAGGCCAACAGCAAGCAGCAGGCGCGCAUGGAGCGCUUCGUCAACGCUGAGAAGCCGGCGAUGACACCCGCCCACUCCUCCGCCGGUGCCGAGAAGCCUUCUACCUCAUCCGCUGCCGCCGCCGCCGCCGCCGCUGCAGCUUCCUCCUCCUCCUCCACUUCCUCCUACUCGAUUUCCAACAUGACUAACGGGCACGAGAAGAAGCUGCCCAGCUUCUGGCUGCCCUCCGAGUGCCCCAACGCCGGGGUGGCCAAGGCCCAGAAGCCCGAUGCCACCAUCUACUGCCCAGUUUCGAUGCAACCCCUGAGGGUCAAGGAUCUGAUCGACGUCAAGUUCACGCUGCUCAAGGACGGCGACUCCAAGCGCUCGCUAAUCGCCAAGGAGGCGCGCUACAUGUGUCCCAUUACCCACGAUGUCCUCAGCAAUGCGGUGCCCUGCGCCGUGCUCCGACCCACGGGCGAUGUGGUGACCAUGGAGUGCGUGGAGCGACUGAUCAGGAAGGACAUGAUCCAUCCGCUCACCGAUCGCAAGCUUAAGGACAAGGACAUCAUUCCCCUCCAGCGAGGCGGCACUGGCUAUGCCACUACCAACGACAAUCUGCAAGCCAAGGAAAAGCGACCCAUGCUUCAGGUUUAGGGCGGAUUUCCAUCAGCUAUUUUAGUCCUCCGCAAUACAAAUUCAUCGACUUAAACGAAUUUUUAGCCUUUUAGCUAAAAAUUCAUGCAGCAAUCUAAAUCACAAUCAGAUAGUUAUUAACAUUUUAAUGCUUGUAUUUAUGUCUUUUGAAAAUUCAAAAUCAAAUUGUAAAUAGGCAUUUUGGUUUUUCAAAUUAAUCUUAUUCCUAGCUUUUGUUAGUACGAAACUUUGUAAACAUACUUGGUGUUUAAUCCGUUAUGCGCUGAGCAACAUCUAUAAAUAGAAUCAUAAUUAUGUAUCCCUUACAACUUGUAAAAUAAACAAAUUUUUACAUAGAAAA